Messenger RNA from Centruroides sculpturatus (bark scorpion), 747 nucleotides. RefSeq lists its product as uncharacterized. The record is from RefSeq and is a predicted model, not a curated record. The coding region runs from base 132 to 629 and encodes 165 amino acids. The transcript is spliced from 2 exons. Lineage: Eukaryota; Metazoa; Arthropoda; Arachnida; Scorpiones; Buthidae.
AUUCACAAUAUACAUUAAGAUCUAUAUAUGAAUUAAUUCAGUAAAAAUUUUGCCAGUUAAACUUAGAAAUUCAAUCAAUAAAAGCUGAAGUUAAUAAGAUAAAAGAAGAAAAUAAUAGUUAUAAAGAAGAGAUGAAGAUAAUUGGUUACAAGAUACAAAAAUUAGAAGAAAAUUAUAAAAAUAACGAAAAGAUAAAAGAAAUCAAACAAUUUAUUAACGAAGAAUUAGGUCUAAAAAAUAUAGAAAUUGAAGGACUAGUUCAACUUAAAAAUAGUAAGAAUAACCUAAUAAUAAAAGUAAUUCUGGAAUCUGUAAAAGAUAGAAAUUUAGUUCUCAAAAGAUUUUGGACUUUGAAACCAAAAAUUGUUAAUGAAACCGAGAAAAAAAUAAUAAUUACAACGGAUUUGUGUAUUAGAUCAAGAAUUAGAAGAAAAAAACUACAGGAUCAAAUUAAAGUGGAAAAAACUACUAAAAAUAAAAUAUUAAUAAGAGAUGAUUACUAUAUUAAGGAUAAUAUAAUAUAUACAAUUGAUAUGAAUACAAACAAGAUUCUUCAAAUGGAUUGUUCUCUUAGAAAUACACAGACGAUUAAAAAGAACAGGACUGACAAGAGAAUCAUACCGAAUUAAGUUUAUAUUCCUCUAAUAAGAAAACAGUAAUUGAAAACAAUUGUAAUAAAAGCUUAGUAAAACUGGAAAAUAGUAAAGUAAAAGUAAAGGAAAAAAUGUUAGUAAUGUAAUGGUAGUA